AUGUGCACCUCGCUGGGCAAAUCCCCCAGCCCUGAGCUGGCAGCAUCUCGCAGCUCGGCCGGGAAGGAGCAGCAGCUCACGGUGGCCCUUCGCAUCCGUCCCAUCAACGAAGCAGAAGUGGAGGAGGGAGCUGCCCUCGUUGCCCGCAGAGUGGGUGAGCAGAGCAUGGUCCUGAUGGAUCCAAGUGAAGAUCCAGAUGAUGUCUUGCGAGCUAACAGAUCCCGAGAAAAAACAUUUGUGUUUGACGUGGUUUUUGACUACAGAGCAACCCAGGAGGAAGUAUAUGUGUCUACAACCAAAAGCCUGAUAGGAGGAGUCAUUUCUGGCUACAAUGCAACCAUUUUUGCAUAUGGUCCAACAGGAGCAGGAAAAACCUACACGAUGCUAGGGACGGACUGUGAGCCGGGGAUUUACAUCCGCACUCUUGAUGACCUCUUUAAGGCCCUUGAAGCUACCACUGAAGAGAUGGAUUACACAGUCUCCAUGUCCUACCUGGAGAUCUAUAACGAAGUGAUCCGUGACCUCCUGAACCCAUCCUCAGGGUUCUCAGACCUGAGAGAGGACUCCAGAGGCAGCAUCCAAAUAGCAGGAAUUACAGAAGUCUCUAUCACAAAUGCUCAGGAGAUCAUGCAGCUGUUGACAAAAGGAAACAAGCAGCGCACCCAGGAACCCACCGCUGCCAACAAGACGUCCUCCCGCUCGCACGCAGUGCUGCAGGUGACGGUGACGCAGGAACGCCGAAGGAAGGCGAUCGGAGAGGAAAUGAGAAUUGGAAAGCUUUUCAUGGUCGACUUGGCGGGGUCAGAGAGAGCAGCACAGACUCAGAACCAGGGCAAGAGGAUGAAGGAAGGAGCCCACAUCAACCGCUCGCUGCUGGCUUUGGGCAACUGCAUCAACGCUUUGAGCAAGAAGGGGGGGAGCCGGGCCCAGUUUGUCAAUUUUCGGGACAGCAAACUCACACGCCUGCUGAAGGACUCAUUAGGGGGCAACAGCAGGACUGUUAUGAUUGCACAUAUCAGCCCAGCCAGUACCUCCUUUGAAGAAUCUCGAACGACCUUGAUGUAUGCCUAUCAAGCAAAAAACAUCAAGACACAGGUCAAACGUAACCUGUGGAACAACUCCUACCACAUCGACCAAUACACCAGCAUCAUCGCAGACCUCCGCAGGGAGAUAGAGCAUCUGAAGGCAAGGGUGGAAAACCAGGAGAAGGAGAAAAGUGCAGUCAGCUCCGACCUCGGGGAUCUGCAAGCAGAGAGGCAGCAAGGCUCUGAGGCACACAGUGGCCAGGCUAUGAACACCUUGCGGGUACAGCUGAUCGGGGCUUUCAGGGAGCAAAUGGAGAUGCGUCGCAGUUUGAUGGAGCUGGAAAACACCAACAUUCAGCUGCACGUCGAUACCUGCAGGCACCUCCUAACAAUCUCAGAGGUCGUUUUUGAGGAGCUGGAGCAGCACUUAGCAAAUGCCAAGGAAAAAGCUUCCCAGAUGGAGGAGUUUUUCCCCAGGAAAAUCACCAGUAAGGAUCAGCAGGAGGUGCUCAGACUUCUCUGCAGAGCCCAUGAGCUUGAGCUUGGCAACACAGAGCUGCAGGAGAAUACACUCUACAAGGAGAAUCUAUUGUGCCAGAAGGAUUUUGUGAUCCAGCAACUGCAGCAGCACAUGCUACUCUGCAAAGAAAUAAUUCAGCUGCAGCAGGUGCUGAUAAAAGCCCAGAACAUUCCUGUCCCAGAGACACUGGCAAGGUUACACCACCUGCACCUCUCUGAGUCAGAAGAGGGGACGCUGAGCCGCCUGCUUCUGCUACAUUCAGUGAUGUCCAGCAUGCUCAGGCCCCACAACAGCCCUUCACCGGCUGUAAAUCAGCAUCUGGAUCCUAAUAAAGAUGAGAUCAGUAAGGGUCUACCUGGGAACAUGAAGGAUCUUCCCUGGAGGGUGAAGUUUGACAUUCCCUCCAUCACCCUUGAGUCAGACAGUGAAAGAUCAUCCAGAACGACACCCUGUAGGAAGGAGGAGGCUCUGGAUAUCCAUCUCAGCCCAACUUUCUCUGGCUUGCCAAAAAGCCCAGCUCAGCAGCAGAAACCAACAGGUGUUGCUGCAGGAAAGAUGACUUCCAGGCUGUGUUCCCCCACCUCUCUAGACCUGCAUAAGAACAAGUCAGCUGCAGACGUUGCUGCUGUUCCACUGAGUCUGAAGACCUUGAAGGAAAUUGCUGCCGACACCAAAAGCAUCUCCCUUAUUGCAGCCAGUCGCCGCUCCAGAGCCCAACACAGAGACUUUGGGAGCAAAGUCUCCUCAGCCCCCUUCUCUGAGGAGGAUGUGCUUGAGAUGAAGUAUCUAGAGGACAAUUCCAUCCCAGAUUGUAAGACACGAGGUAGUGCAAGUACCCAGAGUUUGCUGUCAGAGCCCGCAGCUGGAACCCAGCUAUGCUCCCCAGCCAGGGGAGUGCUGAAGAACAGGAGAGACCAGGAGAUGUCUGCUGAGAGGACAGCCAGAAAGAAAAGAUCUCGCUCCCUCGAACGAAACUUCCACAGGACCUGGAAAGCUAAGCAUCAGUGGACUCCCUCAAGCCCCGAUACAGACAAAGCUUAUGAGAACCACCUGCACCGAGCUGGACUCUUCCACCAGUCAAAAGCUGCGAGUAGCAUAUCCAUUGCCACAAAGGUCAAGGUUCCUAUCAGCCACUAUUCAGACGGGACUCCACUAGAAGUGCUGCCAAAAGACAACGCUCCUGCAAGCACCAUCCAGAAGAGCAAUGCUGAUCGCGUCAAAGGACAGGUCCUACAGAAGCAAGUCAAGGGGCCUGCAGAUGGUGCCAGCCCUCGGCAAAAGCAGCAGUCGGUCACCCGCUUGGAGAACCAGCCCAAGACAAAAUAG
Messenger RNA from Tauraco erythrolophus (red-crested turaco), 2871 nucleotides. Lineage: Eukaryota; Metazoa; Chordata; Aves; Musophagiformes; Musophagidae. The record is from RefSeq and is a predicted model, not a curated record.